ACAAACUGCCUUAUAUUCUUCCUCUUCUGCUUGUAUUUUCUAACCAGCGAAAGGCUUUUACUUGUUAAUCACGUACGUUGUUUAAUCCAAAACCAAAAAAAGAAAAUGAUGGCCACAACAAGAGCAGAUGAGAGGCAGGGAAGUGUUUCCCAGCUCAGUAUCCCAACCAUUGACCUUAAAGGCAUCCAUAGCAACUCAGUUUUACGCACUGAAAUCGUCGAGCAAAUUCGAGAUGCAUGUGAGAAAUGGGGUUUCUUUCAAGUUCAAAACGGAAUUCCUGUUGAAAUUUUGGAUAGGAUGCUGCAUGGAAUACGUGAGUUCCAUGAGCAGGAUAGUGAUCUUAAGAAACAGUUGUGUUCAAAGGAUGCUGGGAACAAGGAGCAGUAUAUGUCCAAUAAUCGCUUUUUCAAAUCUUCACAAGGAAACUCGAGGGAUACGUUUGUGUGCUAUAUGGCUCCUGAUCCAACCAAACCAGCAGACGAAUUACCCUCAGUGUGCAGAGAUAUAGUGAAUGAGUACUCAAAGCUAGUGAUGGAUUUGGGAUUUACUUUGUUUGAGUUGCUUUCUGAGGCUCUUGGGCUCAAUCCAAACCAACUUAAAGACGCGUACAUGGAUUGUGCUGAGGGGCUUUCUAUUAUGGGUCACUACUAUCCACCAUGUCCUGAAACAAAAUUGACUAUGGGCACCAACAAGCACACUGAUGGCAGCUUCAUCACCCUACUCUUACAAGAUCAAGUGGGUGGCCUCCAAGUUUUGUAUGAGAAUCAAUGGAUUGAUGUUCCUCCCACGCAUGGAGCUCUUGUUGUCAACGUUGGAGAUCUUCUGCAGCUCAUCUCAAAUGACAAGUUUAUUAGUGUUAACCACAGAGUUCUAGCGCAGAGUGUGGGCCCAAGAGUCUCUGUGCCAACCUUUUUUAGACCACAUGCAGAAAAUCCAAAAGUUUAUGGACCAAUCAAGGAGUUGUUGUCAGAAGAAAAUCCUCAAAUCUAUCGAGAAACUAGUGUUAAAGAUUAUCUGAAGUACUACCUCUCAGAACUCGUAAAAGGGAACUCCGCAUUAGAACAUUUCAAGCUAUGAAGGGAUGAAAAGGGUUAUGCAGGAUGUGGGGUCCAUUUGUUUGGACCUCUUAUCUGUGUUUUAGUUUUGUUGUUGGUUGGUGGUGAUUCUGUAUUUUGAGUCAAUAAUCCUCUCCGAGGGUCUCAAAUUGUCUGUCAAUAAUCCUUGUUAUUAGCUAAUAAAAGUACUUCUUCAAGAAAAAUAAA
Messenger RNA from Prunus avium (sweet cherry), 1262 nucleotides. NCBI's taxonomy places the organism in Eukaryota, Viridiplantae, Streptophyta, Magnoliopsida, Rosales, Rosaceae. The record is from RefSeq and is a predicted model, not a curated record.